Carassius gibelio (silver crucian carp) is the source of this 1100-nucleotide messenger RNA. Its product is annotated as F-box-like/WD repeat-containing protein TBL1XR1. The transcript is spliced from 5 exons. The record is from RefSeq and is a predicted model, not a curated record. Gene Ontology annotation, cellular component: histone deacetylase complex. NCBI's taxonomy places the organism in Eukaryota, Metazoa, Chordata, Actinopteri, Cypriniformes, Cyprinidae. Gene Ontology annotation, molecular function: transcription corepressor activity; protein binding. The coding region runs from base 425 to 895 and encodes 156 amino acids. Gene Ontology annotation, biological process: regulation of transcription by RNA polymerase II.
UGUGACUGGCAGGAAACCCCGUUGGUCCGAUAAUCCAAUUUUCGCCUGGAAAGUCUCCGACCAACUGCUAGUCUGAGGCCGUCGGCUUCCUCUGAAGCGCUUGGCUGUCCAUAAACUGCUAAAUGUUUGUUUUAUUCCUUUAUUUAUCGUACGGACAAGCAGGAAAAUAGAUAUUAAUCGAGGACAGAAGUAUCACAGUGGAGUUGAAAGGUCGAGGGAUACCCUCCUGUCGGAUCUGCGUCGGCACUGUGGCACAUUUGUUCAGUGUUUUAGCUCCAGAAGCUAGCAGUUGACGAGACUGGAAGCAUCGGCACGAGCUGAUUUGACUUAACUCCUAUGGAUCGCAAGAGAAUGAGCAUCUAAUCAACACUUGGUAACAUGGCCCUACUCUCGCCUUGACCUCUUGGUUCACCCAGGAUCCAAAAUGAGUGUAAGCAGUGAUGAGGUCAAUUUCCUGGUCUACAGAUACCUGCAGGAGUCAGGCUUCUCGCACUCAGCGUUCACCUUUGGCAUAGAGAGCCACAUCAGCCAGUCCAACAUCAACGGUGCUCUGGUGCCCCCUGCUGCCCUCAUCUCCAUCAUCCAGAAAGGCCUGCAGUAUGUGGAGGCUGAAGUCAGCAUCAAUGAGGACGGUACUCUGUUUGAUGGACGACCGAUCGAGUCGCUGUCGUUAAUCGAUGCAGUGAUGCCAGACGUGGUGCAGACGAGGCAGCAGGUGUAUAAGGAUAAACUGGCUCAGCAGCAAGCUGCCGCCGCCUCCAGCACCACAGCGGCCAAGAAUGGAGAGAACACAGCUAAUGGAGAGGAGAACGGAUCUCACACGCUGUCUAGUAAGCUCACGCCCCACGUUACUUUGUCAAAACUGUUGGAAUUGUUAAUAAGGAAUAUUAUUUAGUCCAUAACACGGUUGAACCUGUGACUUUACCAAAAACUAAAAAUUGUCACCAUUUACCCACCCUUUUCACAAUAUUAAUUAUUGAUGAUUAGCCAUUAAUCCCUGGUCAUUCUCAACUCUGGGUUUAAGUGAAUCUUGGGUUAUUGUUUUCAGUCUUAACCCUGGGUUAGGAAUUAAUCUUGGAUUGGCAGGUUGCGAGUUUACA